CCCGCAGGCCGCCAGUACGCUCACCGGGAGGCCUGUUCCGGCGGUCACGCUCAGUGCCGGGAGCCCGGGAGCCGGUUGAAACUCAGCUCCGCGUCCAUGGAGGCACCGGGGGAGGUGGAAGUAGAGAAUGAGGACGGUGACAGCAGCUACGGGGACCUGUGCUGCAUGGACAAAGACCUGCGGAGCAUAUCAGAGUUAUCCUUAGAUUCAACCCUCCAUGCCAUCAAUCUACAUUGCAACAACAUCUCGAAGAUCGAAGCCAUUGAUCAUGUUUGGAAUUUGCAACACUUAGAUCUGUCAUCUAAUCAAAUAAGUCAAAUCGAAGGGCUAAGCACACUGACAAAACUACGCACUUUAAAUUUGUCCUGCAAUUUGAUCACAAGAAUAGAAGGGCUUGAAGCACUAAUUAAUCUGACUAGACUGAAUUUAUCCUAUAACCACAUAAAUGAUCUUAGUGGUUUGAUGCCCCUUCAUGGAAUCAAACAUAAACUUAGAUACAUCGACCUGCACAGUAACUGCAUAGACAGCAUUCAUCAUUUACUUCAGUGUGUGGUGGGCUUGCACUUCCUGACGAAUCUUGUUCUGGAGAAGGAUAGCGAGGAUAAUCCCGUUUGCCGUGUACCAGGGUACAGAGCAGUUAUGCUCCAAACCUUGCCACAGCUUCGAAUCCUGGAUUGCAAGAACAUAUUUGGUGAACCAGUAAAUCUGUCACAAAUAAAUUCAUCAAAUCUACAGUGUUUUGAAGGUCUUUUGGAUAAUUUAGUUUCAUCUGAUUCUCCCUUAAAUAUAAGUGAAGAUGAGAUCAUUGACAUCAUGCCAGUGGAAACAGCCCCCAUCGAUGAAAUGGCUCCCCUGGAUCAGUUUGCCAGUACACCAACUGACACUGGUUUGCCGUCCUUUAUGUCUGUGUGUCCAUCUUCUGAGCCAGAGAAGGUUAAUCAUGAAAGCGAUUUUCAGAAUGAGAUGAAACUUCAGAAAUUAGAUGAUCAGUUUUUACAGCUUCUUAAUGAAACUUCUAGUUCUUUAAUAGACAAUGUUCCUGAGAAAGACCUGAGACCAAAAAGAGACACAGAUAUGACUUCUGAAAGUGACUAUGGAAACAGAAAAGAAUGUAAUAGAAAAAUUCCUAGAAGAUCAAAAAUCCCAUAUUAUUCCAAAACAAUUCAGACUAUUAAGCACCACAAUAAAAACAACAACCCAUUUAUAAGUUAUAAUCGUAAAAUGAAACAGCCUUUCUUUAAAGAAUUGUAUAUAAGAUCAUCUCUAGCAAACUGUAACAGAUUAGAGGAAGCUGAGGAGCAGAAGACAGAACUAAUUAAAGUUGACAACAGCAGCCCUGAAGACAACACGUACCGGAUACUUGUUGAACAACUAGACCAGGAGAGAGAGAAGAGAUGGAAAGCUGAACAAGCUGAAAAGAAACUUAUGGAUUAUAUUGAUGAACUACAUAAACAUGCAAAUGAAAAGAAAGAUAUCCAUAGCCUUGCUCUACUCACCACAAAUAGGUUAAAGGAAAUUAUUUUUAAAGAAAGAAAUUCCAAAGUGCAACUCGAAAUUAUGGUUCACAGACUUCAAAAUGAAAUUAAAAAACUAACUAUUGAAUUAAUUAAAGCAAGAGAUCAGCAAGAAAAUUACAUCAGACACUUGAGAGCCCUGGAGAGAGCAUUAGAAAAGAUGGAGAGGCAGAAAGGACAGCAGCAAGCAGCCCAGAUGCGACUUGUUGAAGAGGUGGAACUCAAAGCUGCAGCUGCUGACCAAGAAAUAAGCUUACUGCGAACUUCCCUUCAUCAAGAAAAGGAGCAGGUACAGCAGCUUCAUGAGCUUCUUGCACUGAAAGAACAAGAGCACAGGAAAGAACUUGAAACAAGGGAGUUUUUUAGUGAUGCUGAGUUCCGGGAAGCCUUAGCCAAGGAAGUAGCUAAAGAAGAGACAAAGCAUGAGCAAGAGAUAAAAGAAUACCAAGAAAAAAUUGACACAUUAAACCAGCAGUACCUGGAUUUAGAGAAUGAAUUUCGUAUAGCUUUAACUCUUGAAGCCAGAAGAUUUAAAGACGUUAAAGAUGGUUUUGAAAGUGUUGCAACUGAGUUAGCAAAGAGCAAACAUGCUCUUGUUUGGGCUCAACGGAAAGAAAACGAGUCUUCCUCUUUAAUUGAAGAUCUGACUUGCAUGGUGAAGGAGCAGAAGACAAAACUUGCAGAAGUUUCCAAAUUGAAACAGGAAACAGCAGCAAACUUGCAGAAUCAAAUCAACACCCUUGAAAUCCUGAUUGAAGAUGACAAGCAGAAGAGUAUCCAAAUCGAACUUCUCAAGCAUGAAAAGGUCCAGCUUAUUUCUGAGCUAGCAGCCAAGGAAUCACUAAUUUAUGGUUUAAGGACAGAAAGAAAAGUGUGGGGACAUGAACUGGCACAACAGGGAUCCUCUCUAGCCCAGGACCGUGGGAAACUAGAGGUGCAGAUUGAAAGUUUAUGUAGAGAAAAUGAAUCUCUGCGGAAGGCAAAUGAGCGUGACAGUGACACGUUAAGAAUUAAGUGCAAAAUCAUAGAAGACCAAACUGAGACUAUCAGAAAAUUAAAAGUUUGUUUACAGGAAAAAGAGGAACAAGUCAAAAUAUUACAGCAAAAGAUCACUGAAAUACAGAAAUGUACUCAAGAACAACUUAACGAAAAAUCUUCACAACUGGAUGACAUAAUUGAGAAACUAGAAAGACACAAUGAAAGGAAAGAAAAACUAAAACAGCAGUUGCAAAUAAAGGAAUUAGAACUUGAAGAAAUUAGAAAAGCUUACAGUACACUUAAUCAAAAGUGGCAUGAUAAAGGGGAACUUCUCUGUAAUCUGGAAAUGCAAGUAAAAGAAGUGAAAGAGAAAUUUGAAAACAAGGAAAGGAAACUCAAAGCGGAGAGAGACAAAAGUAUUGAACUACAAAAGGAUGCUAUGGAGAAGCUUUCUAGUAUGGAUGAUGCCUUUAAAAAACAAGUUGAAGCAAUUGUUGAAGCUCAUCAAGCUGAAAUUAUACAAUUGGAAAAUGAAAAGCAGAAAUAUAUUGAUUCUGCAAAUUUAAAGGUUCAUCAGGUUGAAGAAGAAAUGCGUGAACUUCUGCAAGAAAACUGCAAGAACAAAAAAGCAAUGGAAGCAAAAAUUAAGCAACUGGCUUUUGCACUAAAUGAAAUUCAACAAGACUUGUAAUGGUUCUGAGAAUGAAUUUAAUUGAAAUGGACCAUCUGACCUAUUGUAAAAAUGAUUAAAUAUUGUAAUAGUAGUAACUGCUAUGACUUUGAAAUGUCUCUUUCUACACAUUUCAUUCUGAUAUUUUAAAAGACUUGAAAAAGUAUUUAAUUGUAUAUGUAGGUUUUUAUAACAAAUUGUUUAUAAAUAUGUGUAUUAGAAAAACCUAUCAAAAUAACUAGACGUUAAGACACUUUGUUUCUGUGCUAUACAUUGUGUGAUAAUUACACAUUUGCCUAUAAAUAUGUAAAUGAACAUUAAGUUAGCUUUUAACUAUAUUAGGGAAAGUAUUUUAACAAUGUUGCCUUAUUGUAUUGAUGAAGAACUAAUUAUAUUCAUUGGUUGUCUUUUA
Messenger RNA from Phyllostomus discolor (pale spear-nosed bat), 3574 nucleotides. It is a transcript of the gene LRRCC1, whose product is annotated as leucine rich repeat and coiled-coil centrosomal protein 1. The coding region runs from base 97 to 3183 and encodes 1028 amino acids. Gene Ontology annotation, cellular component: centrosome; cytoplasm. Gene Ontology annotation, molecular function: protein binding. The record is from RefSeq and is a predicted model, not a curated record. Lineage: Eukaryota; Metazoa; Chordata; Mammalia; Chiroptera; Phyllostomidae. The transcript is spliced from 19 exons.